CGGCCAAUCUUCGCCCCUAAGGAAAGGUUCCCCGCCGGAGGACCCACCGUUCGUGCUUCGUGCCAGUUGACGACGUCCACCACGCGUCUGCCACACGGCACGCGUCGAGUCCUCUCCGCGGUCUCGAUACAUAUAACAGGUCGCCCUGAUGCCGUUCCCCGUUCUUGCAACGGAAAUCAGGAUUCCAAACCGUCAUCUGAAGGCAAAGAGCAAGGAAGGACGAAGAGAAGAAAUCAUCUGAAUGCAACGAGCAAAGAAGGAAGAGAAGAAGAUGGCGUCCUUAUGGAAGAAGAAACCAGAACAAGGUGAAGGAGAUCAAAAGCAGCCGAGUCUUUACCCUGUUGUGAUCGAAACCAACCCUGAAAGAGACUCCCCAUUCCUCUCUGACCAUCAAAAGCAUGCUUCAUCUUCUUCUUUGUACCCGUCUAUCGGUGCCGACAACUAUAGUCGUACUGCUCCUCCUCCUCCGGCUUCCCGCGCAUCUAUUGAUCCCCAUCAAACCACUUCUGCUCAUCCUUCGUCUUCUUCUUCGAUGUACCCAUCUCUGGAUAUGUCCGAUCUCGCUGAGAACCUCUUCGCGGAUGCCGAAGAGGAGAUUCGUGAUGCCAACCCUAGCGCUCCCUAUCAAGCAACCGAAGAGACCCUGGUCACCGUCCCCGGUGCCAUCGCCCACCUCAUCGACAAGCAGUACAGCGUCGAGCUCGCCUCCGGCGAUCUUUCCAUCGUCCGGCUUUCACAAUCAGGCAAUGUGGUCGCCGUCUUCGCCAGAAUCGGCGAUGAGGUGCAGUGGCCGCUCGCCAAGGACGAGCCCGCAGUGAAGCUCGACGACUCGCAUUACUUCUUCACGCUGCGCAUCCCUGCGGAGGUUGGGUCUCCUACCUCGAAAGGUGGGGAGGAAAUGCUCAACUAUGGGCUGACGUUCACCGCGCAAGGGCAGGGGAAGGUGAUGAAUAAAUUUGAUGAGAUUCUGAAGCAGUAUAGCUGUUUCUCGGUGCAAUCAGCCAGCAAGGUUCCGGGUGCGGAAGUGCUGGUUCCCGCAGCGGCGGAGAAGAAGGCAGAUUCUGCGGAGGCGGCUGCUGCGGCCUACUGGACUACCUUGGCUCCCAAUGUGGAGGAUUACAGUGGGUCUGUAGCACGGGCAAUCGCCGCGGGUUCUGGGCAACUGAUUCGUGGGCUUAUAUGGUGUGGUGAUGUCACUGUGGACCGGUUGAAAUGGGGGAACGAUUUUUUGAAGAAGAGAAUGGAUCCUAAUGCUAAGCCUGCAGAGCUCGAUAAGCAGACGCUGAAGAGAAUCAAAAGGGCUAAGUCUAUAUCCAAGAUGUCUGAGAAGGUAAUGACAGGGAUCUUGUCAGGGGUGUUGAAGGUGUCUGGGUUUUUUACCAGCUCCGUGGUGAACUCUAAAGCGGGUCAGAAGUUUUUCAGUUUGUUGCCAGGGGAGAUUGUUCUUGCUUCCCUUGAUGGCUUUGGUAAAGUCUGUGAUGCUCUUGAAGUUGUUGGGAAGAAUGUUCUGUCCACAUCGUCAGUUGUGACAACUGGGCUUGUAUCCCACAGGUACGGAGACCAAGCUGGUGAAGCGACCCAAGAGGGACUUCAUGCUGCAGGUCAUGCCAUUGGCACGGCAUGGGCGGUCUUCAAGAUAAGGAAAGCCUUAAAUCCAAAGAGCGUCUUAAAACCAUCAACGAUCGCCAAAACUGCAGCUAAAGCAGCUGCAGAAGCAGAAAAGUCGAAGAAGAAAUAAAAGCAGCAUGGCAGAGCAGAAUUCAGUUGUGCCUGUAAAUUUUUGACGGAUCCUUUGUACACUUGGCUACUUUUACUCUUAUUGCUUGAAAUGGAUGGUCAUGUUUCCUGUUUUUUCUGGAUGAUUUUAUACUCCAUUGUCCUUUACUUUUAUUUUUUUUUUGUUUAAAUUAUAGUUUCUCGGAAAUGAUAAAAUAUGUUUCAUGUGUUGUGCA
This is a messenger RNA of Nymphaea colorata (pocket water lily), 1952 nucleotides long. Its product is annotated as protein EARLY-RESPONSIVE TO DEHYDRATION 7, chloroplastic. The record is from RefSeq and is a predicted model, not a curated record. The transcript has 4 exons. Gene Ontology annotation, cellular component: plasma membrane. Bases 242 to 1738 code for a protein of 498 amino acids. Lineage: Eukaryota; Viridiplantae; Streptophyta; Magnoliopsida; Nymphaeales; Nymphaeaceae.